Molecule: messenger RNA, 6819 nt
Organism: Pseudoliparis swirei
Lineage: Eukaryota; Metazoa; Chordata; Actinopteri; Perciformes; Liparidae
Gene: unc5db
Product: unc-5 netrin receptor Db
Exons: 16
Coding region: 18-2843 (941 amino acids)
Biological process (GO): netrin-activated signaling pathway
Cellular component (GO): membrane
Molecular function (GO): protein binding; netrin receptor activity
Source: RefSeq, a predicted model, not a curated record
GACGUUACCACUCCGCGAUGGGCCGCCUCCUGCUCCUCCUUUACUGCACGGUGUCAGUGAUCUCCAAAGGUGCCACGGGGGAUGCUCAGCCGGACGCCCUACCCUCGGUGCAGGGCACCUUGCCACACUUCAUCCAGGAGCCGGAAGACGCCUACAUCGUAAAGAGCAACCCCAUCAAGCUGCGGUGUCGAGCCGCGCCCGCCUUACAGAUCUUCUUCAAGUGCAACGGGGAAUGGGUGCACCAGAAUGAGCACUUUUCCCAGGAGUAUAAGGACCUCAACACUGGGCUGAAGGUGCGUGAGGUGAUGAUAAAUGUGUCCCGUCAGCAGGUGGAGGAUUUCCAUGGCCCGGAGGACUACUGGUGUCUCUGUGUGGCCUGGAGCCACCUGGGCACUUCCAAGAGUCGCAAGGCAACUGUCCGCAUCGCCUACCUGAGGAAAAACUUUGAGCAGGACCCCCAGGGGAAGGAGGUGCCAAUCAACGGGAUGAUCGUACUGCACUGUCGCCCUCCGGAGGGAGUGCCUGUGGCGGAGGUGGAAUGGCUGAAAAACGAAGAGCUGCUUAGUUCCCUGACCGACGACAACAUUGACACCCGCGCGGACCACAACCUCAUCAUCAACGAGGCGCGACUGUCCGACUCGGGCAACUACACCUGUCUGGCCAGCAACAUCGUGGCGAAGAGACGCAGCGCCACAGCCACUGUGAUCGUCUUUGUGAACGGCGGCUGGUCCCUGUGGACGGAGUGGUCGGCCUGCAAUGUGCCGUGUGGGCGGGGUGUCCAGAAGCGAUCUCGAACCUGUACCAACCCGGCGCCUCUCAACGGCGGCGCUUUCUGCGAGGGCAUGUCUGUGCAGAAGAUCACCUGCAACGCACUCUGCCCAAUUGAUGGAGGCUGGGACGAGUGGAGCGAAUGGACCGUGUGCAGCAGCCAGUGCGAGAAGCUGCGGAGCAGGGAAUGCAACUCCCCGGCACCCAGACAUCGAGGCAGGAUGUGUGAAGGGAACAGUGAGGCCACUGAGAACUGCACAGAUGGACUGUGUACCCAGAGUAUGGACAGCUCCAAUGACGUGGCUCUGUACUCGGGCCUGGGUGCCGGCAUCAUUGCCGUGGCGAUCCUCGUGGUGGCCGUCAUGCUGUACAGGAAGAACCACAGCGAGUACGGCGUGGACGUCAUCGACUCCUCCGCACUAACCGGCGGUUUCCAGUCCUUCAACUUCAAGACCACCAGACAAGGCAACCCUCUGCUGCUCAACUCCUCCAUGCAGCCAGACUUGACGGUGGGCCGGACGUACAGCACCCCCCUCUGCUUCCAGGACGGCACGGACAAAGAGCUUUUCGACCCCCUGCCGGACAUCAAGGUCAAAGUCCAGAGCUCCUUUAUGGUUUCGCUGGGUGUGGCCGAGCGGGCGGAGUUCCACUCAAAGGGCCCCGCCGAGACCUUCCCUCGGGACUUGAGCCGGGACUACAGUGCCGCCACCGCGGACAGACGCAAAAAGGGCCUGCUCACCCUCAACGGGCCCUUCAGCGCCGGCAACGAGCAGCCGAGGACCAACGGCGUGUUCGGCCACCCCGGGGGACGCCUGGUGGUGCCAAACGCCGGGGUCAGCCUGCUGGUGCCUCAUGGAGCCGUGGCUGAAAAUAUGUCCUGGGAGAUGCAUAUGGUGAUCAAUCAGGGAGAGGCAAGUGUCCAAACACUGGAAGGCUGUGAAAUCCUCCUGGGCCCCGAGGUGACAUACGGCCCUCCGGUCCUGGACCUCUUCACCCCGGUGGCCAUGACCAUCGCUCACUGCGCCGAGGUGGACACAGAGAACUGGAACAUACAGCUCAAGAGGAAAACCCAGGACAGCAAGUGGGAGGAAGUGAUGUCGGUGGAGGAGGAGUGCACUUCCUGUUACUGCCUGAUGGACUCGACGAGCUGCCACCUGCUUCUGGAGCAGCCGGGCUCGUACGCCCUGGUGGGCGAGCCCCUGACGCAGGCUGCCAUCAAGAGGCUGAAGCUGGCUGUGUUCGGGAGCAUGGAGGCCGGCUCCAUGAGCUACAGCCUGCGGGUGUACUGUGUGGACGACACGCCGCACGCCUUUCAGGGAGUGGUGGUUGCAGAGAAGACCAGAGGUGGUCAGCUCCUCGAGGAGCCGAAGAUGUUGCCUUUUCGAGCGAACACCUUUAGCCUCCAGGUGUCCAUCCAAGAUGUUCCCCAGUUCCUGUGGAGCAUCAAACCCUUUACCACAUGUCAGGAGUUCUCCUUCCCUCAAGUGUGGUGCAGCAACCAGCAGCCCCUGCACUGUGCCUUCUCUCUGGAGAGAUUCAGCCCCGCCACCGCCCAGCUCUCCUGCAAAAUCAGCGUGCGCCAGGUCAAAGGUCAAGAGCAGAUUCUGCAGGUCUACACGGCCGUGGCCGAGACUGAAAAAGAGUCCGUUCCAUUUUUUAUGCAGACAGACUGCACCAUCACGUCCCAGACGGGGCCCAAGGCCUUCAAAAUCCCCUCGUCCAUCCGCCAGAGGAUCUGCGCCACCUUCGACACUGCCAACGCCAAGGGCAAGGACUGGCAACUCUUAGCCCAGAAGCUCCACUUAGAUCGAAACCUGGGUUAUUUUUCAAAGCAGCGGAGUCCGUCGGCAGUCAUCCUGAGCCUGUGGGAGGCUCGCCACCAGGACACCGCUGACCUUGACUCCCUAGCCAGCGCCCUCGAGGAGAUUGGCAAGAUCCACUCCAAAAACUCCCCCAAGGACCAGGACGAGCCGGAGUCCGACUUCAAUCACGUACAAGCGGGUGGCGUCUGUGCAACGGGCACGCUAACAACAAAUCAGAUGACGGAGGACUCUGCUCCGGAAUAUACGGGCUGAGAGAAAAGAGAAAAACUGACAAACUGAGGCAUAUAUAUUAUCUGCGAAUGGCAACACAGCCGGUGAUGGACGACACACUGUGGCCGCACGCCGGAAGGUCAAGAGGUUGUGAAUAGACGGCGUGAGCAUUCAAUGUGUUGACCAAAUUCCAAACAGAUGGAGGUGAGGCAGUACCAGCUGUGGAUCUAUCCCCUCUCCUAUAAGAAUCUGACUAAGAAUGGACUGUAAAUCUUUUUCUGCCUUGCCACUCUAUUUUAAGUUAAUUUUUAAUGUAUUUGUUGUAAAAGCUGCCUCUUCUCAUAUCUUCAUUUCCCAGCUCAGAAGGUGAGCGGGGUAUUUCCCUACCUUAAAGUGCACAUUACAGUGUUUUCUUAAUUUGUGUUAGAAGAGAUGGGAGAAGCCCCCCCCCCCCCUCUCCAACCGCCUCCCGUCCUUUUCCAAACUGGUCCACACAGCAGCUGGACAUAUUUGCAUAGAAGUUCUCAUCUGCAAAUAAGGCAACAACAGUGGCGUCAUUUCAGGCCCACCUGAUCUAAUGUUUUUUUUUCAAACAUUCCUGUGUCAACAAAUGAAUGAGGACUUUAGAAGCUACUUUUCUGACGUCCAAUAUUAUAUUUUUAAAAAGGAAGCUGCAGAUUGCUUAAAUGUUGUGAUUGUUAACUUUCAAAGCCAAGUAUCUUGAAAUGCUCCCAUUUUCACCUCUUUAAAAAAGUCUUCAAAGAAAUCUAGUCUAUAGGGAGUUUAGCACUUCUGAUAGACAACCAGUGUAAAAAAACAACAACAAAAAUAGGAAAAAAAUACAAUAUGAGCCCCAGUCUAAUCCUGACCUAAUUUGUGUUAGGAUACAGAUAAAAACAUGGUUGUGGUGUGAUGUGGCAGAGUGAGAUUUCUAACCGUGGCAUUACAGUUCAUUACAGUUUCCUCCGCCUGUUUCCUCCCACUAACAGCCAUCACACAGAGCGUAUAUCAGACCCUGACACACCCGGCUGCCUCCACCACCAACUCCCCGCACCCCCCAACAAACAUGCAGAAGCGCACAUUUAUAUUUUUUCGGCCACAGAGGUCAUGUGCACACAGACUGGGAGUUUGCAUAUUGUCCAAUAAACAGUAAAAGGAAUACUGAUGGUUACAUAUCAUAAUAAAGAUGCAUCAUAGUGGAAGAAUGUUCUAAGCAUGUGAAGGUUGUGAAAUCUAAAAAGCAAAACACAUUUUGUUUUAACUUCUGAAGUAAUGGUAAAUUAAAGGCUGGCUGACAUGUAGACAUUCCCAGUUUAAUCAUCAUGAACAGGGGUCCCCAAACUAAAUCACAUCGUUGUUAACGUACGGGUACUUUGUUAGCAUCGCUACACCGUGCAGCGUGACAGCAGCAGAUGUAGCGGACUAACAUUCAAGCUAUCCCAAACGCUGUGGACAUCUGAACGCUGAUUGGCCGAGACUCGACACGUCCCAUCAAAGAUGUUCUAUUGCGAAGAGCACCACUUCACAUUUUCUCCGCGUCUCACUGCAAUCUCAAUGGCAGCGGGCCAGGUGAAAAAAAUAAUAAAUCGGAACGCGUCUCUGGUAUUGUUCAGGGGGCCGGUCCAAAUGGGGAGGCGGGCCGGAUGCGGCCCGCGGACCGUAGUUUGGGGACCACUGAUCAUGAAGGACGAUAUCAUAUUGUUAAACUAAAUUGGUUAUAGUUAAGAAAAACCUUAACAUUUUAAACUUUUGAAAAAGGUACAGUGUGUAGCAUCUGAAUAGCAAAUUACAAAUUUGUCUCAGAGGGCUUUACAAUCCGUACAAAUACUACAUCCCUGUCCCAGGGCCUCACAUCGGAUCAGGAAAAACUCCCGAAAAAAAACUUUCACAGGGAAAAAAGGGACUUAGCCUUCAGGAGAGCAACAAAGGGGGAUCCCUCUCACUGGAUUUACAGAAGAAAGAGACGUCAUGUGUACAGAAUAAACAGAGUUAAAGAGUUACAUAAACAUGUUCAAUGAAUAUGAUGGAAAUUAUGAAUAUUGAGUAGUAGGCAUGGACCAUGAUCCAGAUUUACAUAAUCCAUGAAACAGUAGGAGGUAGAGAGGGGGAGGGGCAUCAGCAGGGCCAUGGCAGUAGGCCGGCUCACCAGGCAGGAGGCAUCGCGAAAGAGGCCGGACCAAUGAGGUCAGCCUUUGAGGCAGAAGGCACAAAGAAGGAGGCAGGGCCGUUGGGAAGGAGGCCAGGUCCAGGCCAGGGGCUGGAUGCAGGAAGCAGGGGCAAGGAGUCAGGAGCCAGGACCUGCUUCAGACACAGCCAGGUCCAAUGGACCCUAUGAAAUGUGAAAUCACAAAGGUUCCGGGGAGGAAGCAGAGUUAGUAAGAGGCGUACAUUUGUCCAUAAGGAGAGAGUAGAAGAAAGAGGGGCUCAGUGUAUUCUAAAAUGUCACUCAGCACAUAUGGAACAAGGGACCAAACCACCGAUGUUGUGAUUUGAGUACAACCCGCUCUAUUAGUGAGCUAAUUUGGUAACAACCGAAUAAGUGGCUGGUGCACGGUUCUGCAGUCUCACAUCCCCACAGCUACUGUAGAAAGAUUGCAACAUGGCGCACUUCGCGAAGAGAACCCUUGCUUCAUUUGUAGAUGAAGAGCUAAUUCAAAGCUAACGUGAACACGAUGCUUAGUUCUAAUAAAUAAAAUCAGUUUGAAUUAUUAAAUUCCAUUUCUGCUAAUAGCUCUCCUGAAAUACUACACUCUACCCUUUUAAGCAAUUUUCAGAUGUUGUUAUUAUGCUCUUCUGAACUAGUCAAGCUCUAGCUAGCUAUUUGGAUACAUUCAUGCAACAUACAUAUAAAUCAAAUGUGGAUUUAAACUUUUUACAAGAAAUACAUUCAGAAACAAUAUCCAAUAUUUAUGCUACUGAUAUGUUUACAUAUUGUUUCUCAAAUCACAGUGGAUCUCUGCCAGAGGGAUGCAUGCUUGGUGAAAAAGGCCUCACAAAUUAUGAAAGAACACAUUCUCUCACUUUACCCCUGGAUGCAUCCAACCAUGCAUUUUGUUUUUGAGAUAUCUGCCCCGGAGAUGUCUGCCUCCAUCUUCGCUCACAGUUUUGAGAGAUUGCAUUGGAAAUAAUUAACAGCAAGAUAUCCAGAAACAAUGGGCCAGAUCCUCUAGAAAAUUCACAGGAGUUAACAGACUUGUACGUAGAAAACAGUUCCACCAUUUAAAUUACUGUAGGGCCUACUGUGAAGGCAGAUAUCUGUAAAGAAAACAAGUAGGCCUAUAUUUAUAGUUCAUACAGAUCUGGUUUCCUGAUAUGGUCGUCUAAAUAUAAAAAAUAAACAAAACUGACAAAUUGAUACUCAAGCAGAUGAAAGCUAGCCAGUAAAGCUUAUGACAGAAAGGUGUGGAGCUGUAGAGGCGGGUUCAACUCUAAAAAAGACCUGACUGACAGCAGGAGGGAAACGAUUGGCAUUUCUAAAUUUGAUAUAAACACUGAAAUUGAGAUUAGCGUCAUUAGCACACCAUAUGUUCCUCUGGGAUUCAGCCACACAAGAUCACACUAACUUUAGGGGGAAAGCUACAUUCAUGAAUUUACAUGUCCACAGUAAUAACAUGUUUGCCUGAGGUAAAACCACAGUGUAACAGAGACUCCAUUCGGCUGCUGCCUCUACUUGCUAUAGCCUAGCUAGCUAGACUAGCUGCAUCUCAAUUUGGAUACUUCUGUUAGUAGCCUACAUGUGCUGCACUGUGUACACAUGAUGUACUUGCGUAGUGCGUGAAUUUUGACAGGGUAGUGAAGUCUCAAAUCCAACAUGGCUGUUAUGAAUUACCGAAAUACUUUUUGAAAAUAUGACCCCUUCCUUUUUUCUUUUUAAUGGAAAAUUUGCAAUUGAAAGGAGCAGUAGCUACCGCCAACAUUUGACCGUGAUUGUUGCUCGCCAAAAUAUCUGCCAGCUUGUUUGCUUACUUGACUUGAAUUGUAUUAAAACUGAAUAAAAAUAAACGUGAUUUUACUUUUG